UUCGGGAGCUGAACUUGAUUAAAGAUCAGCAGUACAGUCUGCUUGGACUUCUAAAUUAUUUCCACACAGAACUAGACAUAGGCAAUGCAAAGAAACUCACUGCCUGUAAAUCUAUGUUCAUCUUGGAUGGUUUGGAUCAGAGCAGAUUUCCAUUGGAUUUCCAGCACAAUGAAAAGGUGUCUGAUGUCACACAGACAUCGUCUGUCGAUGUUCUGCUGACAAACCUCAUCAAGGGGAAUCUGCUUCCCUCUGCUCUCCUUUGGAUAACCUCCCGACGAGCAGCAACCAAUCAGAUCCCCCCUGAGUAUGUUGACCAGGUAACAGAGGUACGAGGGUUCAAUGACCCACAGAAGGAGGAGUACUUCAGGAAGAGAUUCAGUGAUGAGGACCUGGCCAGCAGAAUCAUCUCACACAUAAAAACAUCAAGGAGCCUCCACAUCAUGUGCCACAUUCCAGUCUUCUGUUGGAUUUCUGCAACAGUCCUUGAACACAUGUUGAGUACAGACAAGAGCAGAGAGAUGCCCACGACUCUGACUGAGAUGUCCAUACACUUCCUGCUCAUUCAGACCAGCCUGAAGAACCAGAAGUAUCAUGGAAGAGAUGAGAUGGAUCAAGAGGAGCUCGUGGAGUCAGAUAAGGAGAUUAUUCUGAAGCUGGGGAAGCUGGCGUUUGAACAUCUGGAGAAGGGUAAUCUGAUGUUCUAUGAAGAAGACCUGAAAGAGUGUGGCAUUGAUGUCAAAGAAGCCUCAGUGUACUCAGGAUUGUGCACACAAAUCUUUAAAGAAGAGUCUGUGUUCUUUCAGAGAGUGGUGUACUGCUUUGAUCAUCUGAGCAUUCAGGAGUUUCUCUCAGCUGUCUACAUAUACCAUUGUUACACAAACAAGAAAAUGGAUGCACUGAAGCCCUUCCUCAAGAGAAAGUCUAGAGGUGCGUCUGAAGAGCUAACCUUGGAUGAGCUGCUGAAGAGUGCUGUGGAUAAAGCCUUGGAGAGUAAGAAUGGACACCUGGACCUUUUUGUCUGCUUCCUUCAUGGCAUGUCACUGGCAGCCAAUCAGAAACUCCUACGAGGUCUGGUGACACAGACAGAAAGCAGUCCAGAGAGCGUCGAGAGAACGAUCCGAUCCCUUAAGGUGAUGCAGAAGAACAUGUCCCCUGAGAGGUGGAUUAAUCUCUUUCACUGUCUGAUAGAGAUGAAAGACCAGUCAGUCCAGGAGGAAAUCCAAGCAUACUGGAGGUCAGAGAACACAUCCAAAAUCCUCACACUUGCUCACUGUUCAGCACUGGCCUACAUGCUGCAGAUAUCAGAGGUGGUUCUGGAUGUGUUUGACCUGAAGGUAUACAAGACGUCAGAGGAGGGUCGUAGGAGACUGCUCCCAGCUGUGAGGCGCUGCAGGAAAGCUCUACUCACUGACUGUCACUUCUCAGACACGUUAUGUGAAGUGUUGGCUUCAGUUCUCAGCUCAAACUCCUCACAUCUGGUAGAGCUGGAUCUGAAUGAAUGUUAUGGCCUGACGGAUUCAGGAGUGAAACUGCUCUCUGCUGGACUGGGAAAUCCACAAUGUAAACUGGAGACUCUGAGACUCACUGACUGUAACCUCACAGACACAUCCUGUGAAGUGUUGGUCUCAGCUCUCAGUUCAAACCCCUCACACCUGAGAGAGAUGGAUCUGAGUAACAAUGACCUGAAAGAUUCAGGAGUGAAGCUGCUCUCUGCUGGACUGGGGAAUCCCCACUGUAAACUGGGAAGACUGAGACUCGCUGGCUGUAAACUCACAGAAGCAUCUUGUGAAGUGUUGGCCUCAGUUCUCAGCCCAAACUCCUCACAUCUGAGAGAGCUGGAUCUGAGUAACAAUGACCUGAAGGAUUCAGGAGUGAAGCUGCUCUCUGCUGGACUGGGGAAUCCCCACUGUAAACUGGAGACUCUGAGCUUGUCGCUCUGUGGAGUCGAAGAGGAAGGCUGUGCAUCUCUGGUCUCAGCUCUGAGGUCAAACCCCUCACACCUGAGAGAGCUGGACCUGAGUAACAAUCGCUCAGGAGACUCAGGAGUCAGACUGCUCUCUGCUGGACUGGAGGAUCCACACUGCAGACUGGAAAAACUCAAGUAUGUAGAGGGUUUGUGUCAAUAUGUGUUGAUCAUUGACAUACUAGAGAUUGACUGCCUGUUCUCCUGCUCCCCUCACAGUGUGGAACCUGGUGGAGUGUACACAAUCAAACCUUGGCCUAGAAAAUAUGCCUGUGAUCUCACACUGGACCCAAACACAGUAAACAUAAAGCUCUCUCUGUCUGAGGACAACAGAAAGGUGACACGUAGCGAAGAGGCUCAGCCGUAUCCUGAUCACCCAGAGAGAUUUGUGGACUGUGAACAGGUGCUGUGUAGAGAGGGUCUGACUGGGCUCUGUUACUGGGAGGUAGAGAGGAGUGGGAUAGGGGCUGAUGUAGGAGUGACAUAUAGAGGAAUCAGCAGGAGAGAAGGGGGGGAUGAGGACUGUGUGAUUGGACAGAAUGACAAGUCCUGGAGUCUGAGCUGCUUUAACAACCGUUACACUGCCUGGCACAAUGAUAAUUACACUGACAUAGACGUCCCGUCCUCCAGCUCCCACAGACUAGGGGUGUAUCUGGACUGGCCAGCCGGCACUCUGUCCUUCUACAGAGUCUCCUCUGACUCACUGACCCACCUGUACACAUUCCACACCACAUUCACUGAGCCCCUUUAUCCAGGGUUUCAGCUUUGGGAUGACUCCUCUUCAAUGUCCCUGUGUCAGGUGGUCCCUGUGCCAAACACUUGAUGUUUGACUCUAAUCCUGGUUAUGUUCAGUAAGACACACUGGAACAAAUAUUGAUAUGAACUCUCUAGUCAUGAGUUAACAGAUGAUUAUUAUAUCUAAAUAUUCAUGAUUAUGCACCACUGAAGUUGAUAGACAUUGUAAAAUACCAAUGAAUAGAAUGUAUCACCACUGUGGUUAAAACGUCUCAUUUAGACAUCAUUGAUCGCGCUGUUAUUGCUUUUUAUGUUGGUAAAUAUUCCUGUCUGUAAAAUGGUUGACUAAACAAUCCUGCUUCUGUAUAAACAUAAAUUCCACUGAAUGAAAUGUACAGGUCACAGAUUUGACUAAUAAAGGUUAAUCAACCAGAUGAAAGAA
Messenger RNA from Oncorhynchus kisutch (coho salmon), 3140 nucleotides. RefSeq names its product NACHT, LRR and PYD domains-containing protein 12-like. The coding region runs from base 114 to 2786 and encodes 890 amino acids. The record is from RefSeq and is a predicted model, not a curated record. Lineage: Eukaryota; Metazoa; Chordata; Actinopteri; Salmoniformes; Salmonidae. Gene Ontology annotation, molecular function: protein binding. The transcript is spliced from 7 exons.